AUGUAUGCCCCUUGGCAAGAGGCUCUUGCCAGCCCAUGUACGAAUAAAAGAAUAAACGUUUGCGCUAGCUUUUCUGGAAGAAUAGAAGGCUACUCUUCUAGGUGUGAGGGUGGCAAAGGUCAACCGCAACCAGAGCAUAACGCAGCCAGUAAUAGUAGGAUUGACUCUCUAUCGCCCUGCAACCGUGAAAGGUUCAAUGUGGGGUUCGUCAACUUUCGCUCUAGUGUCUUGGAACUGCGUCAUUUAUACGAUCCUGCAUCUGAUGUCUCUUGA
Molecule: messenger RNA, 273 nt
Organism: Sclerotinia sclerotiorum 1980 UF-70
Lineage: Eukaryota; Fungi; Ascomycota; Leotiomycetes; Helotiales; Sclerotiniaceae
Exons: 3
Coding region: 1-273 (90 amino acids)
Source: RefSeq, a predicted model, not a curated record